Messenger RNA from Centruroides sculpturatus (bark scorpion), 3077 nucleotides. RefSeq names its product protein crumbs homolog 1-like. The coding region runs from base 626 to 2032 and encodes 468 amino acids. The transcript is spliced from 11 exons. The record is from RefSeq and is a predicted model, not a curated record. NCBI's taxonomy places the organism in Eukaryota, Metazoa, Arthropoda, Arachnida, Scorpiones, Buthidae. Gene Ontology annotation, molecular function: calcium ion binding.
UGGAGAUUUACCAAUUAUCUUGCUUGAAAAUUAAAGAAAACAUAAGUAUUUUAUUAGAAAACAAUUGGCGUAGAACAAAUUUCAGAACGAUUAAUACACGUUAAGAAAUAUGCCAUUUAAAUAAAUGUUAAUUUAUAAAUUUCGCUUUAAGUUAAAUUUAUUUCUUAAUGAAAUAUAUGGAAUUAAUGCCUUCUCCGUCGCAUGCUUAUCUUAGUGGAUGCGUCAGUACAAUAAUUACAGGGCAGUAAACACCAUUCAUCAGUUGUCAUUCUGCAAAUGGAAUAUAAGGAAAAUUCAAUUAUUAUAUUAAAAUUAGCUUUUACUCGAAUGUAAAUGAAAUUUACUCGAGCAUUUGACUCGAAUUUUAAUGAAAAUUUAGGAAUUUUUGCAAUUUUCGCACAUUCGCCACUGUGUUACAGGAGGAAUAUUUUUGAAGGGAGUGAAGAUCGCUUGCCAAGUAGGUGACCCUUGCACAACCUCAUCCUCUCCUCAAGACGGUAUACUUGUAUCCGUUCUUCAAGUAGAUCUCCAGCUCGGUGAUUGGUUAACGCUUUGGAUAGACGUAUCAGAUUAUGAAGACAACGACAAUAAAAACUGGACUACUCUCCAGUUAACCAUCAAUCCGAUGUCAUUGGAAGAAGUUUAUACUUGUGACGUCAUGAAACAACCAGAAGUACCAUUGAUAAGCAGACCAGCUGACAUCAAAGAUAAUGUCUCCCUCGGAACGGAUAUAUUAACAGCGGGAGUGCAUUUAUUCAGUGUAAAGUUAAAUUUUCCUUCAGCAAUUUGUGGUCUGAGUUGGAGACUUAACACUACAGUGAAACCGCAAGAAUGUUCUAAAAUGCCUUCUACGGUAUUAUGUUCAGGCUAUGGAAACUGCAUCAGUGAAGCCGAUAAGGCAUCUUUUACGUGUCGUUGCUGUCCAGGAUACAGCGGGAGAUACUGCGGAGAAAGAGAUGGUUGCUAUGGGAACCCUUGUAAGCACGGAGGAUUCUGCGUAGACAUCUCCGAAGGAUUGAUUGGGACCACCUAUCAAUGUCUAUGUCCUCAUGGUUAUCGAGGCCAGUCAUGUGAAGAAGAAGUUAAUCAGUGCGAUAAGAAGCCUUGUCACAACAAUGCCACUUGCCACGGUAAUCAGACCUCAUACUAUUGUGACUGUCCACAAGGAUUUACAGGAAAAGAAUGUGAGAUCAACAUCAACGAAUGUUUAUCGAACCCAUGCGUUCAUGGUAUGUGUGAAGAUAGUAUAGCAAAAUAUAAAUGCUAUUGUUUACCAGGUUAUGGUGGCGAUCAUUGCGAGUUUGAAUACGACGAAUGCGAUUCCAGUCCUUGUAUUAACGGAGGUGAUUGCGAAGAUCUUGUUGCGAGUUAUAAGUGCCAUUGCGGACCCGGUUAUAUCGGCAGGAGAUGCCAGAUUAAAGUCGACCUUUGCAAACCUAAUCCUUGCCCUCCACCGGCGCAAUGCGUCGACAGAGGAAAUAAUUAUAGUUGUAUCUGUCAUCCGGGUUAUAAUGGUCCCGGGUGUACGCAACAUUACGAUCCGUGUUAUCCAAGCCCGUGUCAAAAUGGUGGGACGUGUUUUCCGAAUUUGGAUUCUUUUUUCUGCUCUUGUUUGCCUGGUUACACCGGAGAUAUAUGCGAAGAAAGAAUGUAUCCUGCUCAACCACUUCCACGCACUUUGGAGGACACUUCGGUGCACGUGGCGGAGAGAGAUAACGUAGAUGCUACAGACGUAACUCUGGACCAUCUACACAACAUCUAUAUCGCAGCUGCUGCACUGGCAGGUGCUUGCUUAAUUGUGCUGGCUGUGGUCGUUAUCUGUCACUGCAGGGUGCAUAAAACUUAUCAACGUUUCACGAGAAAGUUGAGUAGAUCGUGUUCCGAUAUUAAGCAACAAAAACUCGAAGACCCGGACAAGUUUCUAUUGAACCUGCGUGGAGGCGUUUCUGAAAGGAACCAUUGUCCGGAUCCCGGAUACGAGGCCACCAGCGUGGAUUUGGUAGACAACUUGAGCGCGCCUCUCAUCGACUAGCAAGAGUGAGAAAAAGAGGACAACUCUCGCUUCGGUCCUGCCAUCGUCGUGACGUCAUCUACCCCUCCCAGUUUUUUGUACAUCUCGUGAUUGAAGUGGACCAGAACGCAUUGAUGUAAACGUAUUCGAGACUAUUGGAAGAUGGCGCUCACGAAGACUUUCCUCGAACUUAGUUAUCAUUUGAUAGGGUCGCUAGCGUGUGCUUAUAGUCAUUACUACUCUAGGAAAGAAUCUCAGCAAAGUAUUUGUAUCCGAAUGAAUUAUAUUUAUUCUCUCUUGUGUCAUUUCAUUACUUUUUAUCUAUGUAUUUAUUCGAGGAUAUUUAGGAUUAUCUUCAUACAACGAAUUUGUUGCAUCGCGUUGUUAUUUUUUGACCAGAAAGAUCAUCUUCCAUUAUCUCCCAAGUGAUUUGUCAAUUUAAUCUUAUAUUUAUUAGAUAAUUAAUGCGUGAAAAAAUUAUUUGAUACUAAUAAAAAAUAGCCCCAAUAAGAAUUUUAUAUGUGUUAAAAAAAGGAAAAACAAUUAUUAAAAAAUUGGUGGAGUGGUAAAUUUUUAUCUACGAGUGUAAUUAUAAUUUUGCACAAUGACGCUGUUAAGACCAUUAAAAAAAGAUUGACCAAAACAGAUUUUCUCAGCGGGAUUAAUAGCAAAAUUAAUUUGAAUGGCGCGUGAUCAAAAGUGGUUUCUUUCUUUGGAAGACUUUUUUAAAACUCAUUCUCUUCAAAUACUCUUUAAUACCUGGAGAUUUAUGACUAGAAAGAUUCCAAAGAAGGAACUACGUGACCUAUUUAAUAGUGGGUUAUUUUUCACCCAUCUAAACAAACCAAGAUUUCAAUGACGCAAGCUAAAGACCAACCAACUUUGCAGAAAGAAAAGAAAGUGAAGUAAAAAAAAAAUCAAAUAUUUCUUGCAAGGAUUUGAAAACGAUUUUGCCAAAUACUGGAAGGUAUUUUCAGAUGAUCUGUACUGGUAAUGUCUUCAGAACUCGGUUGAUCGAUUGUUUAGGGUCAGGCGUUAGAAGGACAUUAGAAUCACAGCCUACAGA